Molecule: messenger RNA, 885 nt
Organism: Symbiodinium necroappetens
Lineage: Eukaryota; Dinophyceae; Suessiales; Symbiodiniaceae
Source: the annotation of a GenBank genome assembly
AUGGCAGAAGAUGACGCGGAUGUCGCGGAAUAUGUGCUUUUCAACAAGCGCGAUGCCAAAGUGUACCAGGUGCCGCCAGCAACAUCAGCCACGGGCCAUCGAGCUGCCGAUUGGAAGGAAGCCAUUUGGAGAGGAAAUGUUCGGAUAGUGGCACAUGGCAAAACGAUGACUAUUCGUUUGUUGGAUGCUGGCUCCGAGACUUUGUUCGCGCAAUGUGUCAUCCCCAAUGGUGAGUACGAGCAGUACGUGGAGCGGGUCGUGGAUUCAAGCCGGUAUUGGGUCUUGAAGAUUGUGAACGGAGCGCGCCAUGCCUUCAUUGGCUUCGGUUUCAGCGACAGAGGCGAUGCUUUUGACUUCAAUGCGUGCUUAGCAGAUUUCAAGGCGACAUGGGUGGACAAAGAGAAAGAAGCAGCGGCAAUGGAGGCAUUGCCACAGAAAGAUUUGUCGUUGAAAGACGGACAAACAUUGAUGGUGAAUUUGCCCGGAAGAAGCGGCAGGAGAAGGGAGCAAGCUGCAAGUGAAACUGCAAGCGGCUAUGGCAGGCUAGCUCCACCACCAUCAUCUGCGAGUGUUCCUCUGCAGGCAUGCAAAGCUACAGAGGCAGAUGAGUUCGACGAUUUCGCUGACUUUCAGUCUGCUGCUGCGGCUGCUGCAGAGACAGCUGCGCCAUACAACGUUUGGUUUAAUCAUUUUGUGAUGGGUGCUGAUAGGCUCGGUGAGAGCGGUUCUCUUCCUGCGGCGGCAGAGGCAGUGCCGGAAAACACUCCGGAUGCUUGCAGCUUAGUGCCGGAUGAGAAUGCAGCCAAGGAUUCAGGUGAAGUGGAGGAAAGGACGUGUCAAAUACGUGGCAACCUCACGGAAAACGGGCAUUCCAUGGGUCCAUGA